CCGCCCUGCACAGCCCCGGGGAUGAGCAGCCGCCCCCGCCGCAGGGCCUCCGGCCUCCGCGCCGCUCAGCCUCCCAGGUUGCUGCCUCUCGGUGCAGAACCGUACGUAUGGCCCUCGUUUGCCGGGAGACCCGAGGACCCGCAUCUUAACCGGUCUCUGAAAGAAGAUGAACUUGGCUGAGAUUUGUGACAAUGCAAAGAAAGGAAGGGAAUAUGCCCUUCUUGGAAACUAUGACUCCUCUAUGGUGUACUACCAGGGAGUGCUUCAGCAGAUUCAGAGACACUGCCAGUCCGUCAGGGACCCUGCCAUCAAGGGCAAGUGGCAGCAGGUUCGGCAGGAAUUAUUGGAAGAAUAUGAACAAGUUAAAAGUAUCGUCAGCACCUUAGAAAGUUUUAAAAUCGACAAGCCCCCAGAUUUCCCUGUGUCCUGUCCAGAUGAGCCAUUUCGAGAUCCUGCUGUGUGGCCACCCCCUGUUCCUGCAGAGCACAGAGCUCCACCUCAGAUCAGGCGUCCCAAUCGAGAAGUGAGACCUCUGAGGAGAGAGAUGGUGGGAGGAGGAUCCCGGGGUCCGGUAGGCCGGGCACAUCCCAUAUCGAAGGGUGAAAAGCCCUCAGCAAGUCGGGACAAGGAGUGCAGAGCAAGAGGCAGAGACGACAAGGGAAGGAAGAAUAUGCAAGAUGGUGCAAGUGAUGGCGAAAUUCCAAAAUUUGAUGGUGCUGGGUAUGAUAAGGAUCUGGUGGAAGCCCUUGAGAGAGACAUUGUAUCCAGGAAUCCUAGCAUUCAUUGGGACGACAUAGCUGAUCUGGAGGAAGCCAAGAAGUUGCUGAGGGAAGCUGUCGUCCUUCCAAUGUGGAUGCCCGACUUUUUCAAAGGGAUCAGGAGGCCGUGGAAGGGUGUGUUGAUGGUUGGACCCCCAGGUACCGGUAAGACUAUGCUGGCGAAAGCCGUGGCCACUGAGUGUGGCACAACGUUCUUCAAUGUGUCCUCUUCAACACUGACAUCUAAAUACAGAGGUGAAUCUGAGAAGUUGGUUCGUCUGUUGUUUGAAAUGGCCAGGUUUUAUGCUCCUACCACAAUCUUCAUUGAUGAGAUAGACUCUAUCUGCAGCCGAAGAGGAACCUCUGAUGAACACGAGGCGAGUCGGCGAGUCAAGGCUGAACUUCUCAUUCAGAUGGAUGGAGUCGGAGGAGCUUUAGAAAAUGACGACCCUUCCAAAAUGGUUAUGGUGCUGGCUGCUACUAAUUUCCCAUGGGACAUCGAUGAAGCUUUGCGAAGGAGAUUAGAAAAAAGGAUAUAUAUCCCUCUUCCGACAGGUUCUCUGGCGCGGCUUGCGGGGAGGGGUCGCCCGGUCCGCCCCGCCCCGCCCUCCCGGGCGCGCCGAGUCCAGGGGCGCUCCGAGGCAGCUGGGCAGCUGCCCGCUGGCCGUUUCUCCCCGGCGUGCCGGCUUCUGUCGGCCGCUGGGCUCCUGGUGCCCGCGCCGGCCCGGCGGGGGAGGCGGGAGCCAGGCGCCCGGGCGCCCGGAGGGCCGGAGGGUGGGACGCGCCUUUCGCUCCUCGGCCUCGGCCUAGGAGGAGCUCUGAGUUGGCCCGCUCCGGCCCACGGGCGGGGCUGGCUUGCGGGCCGCGGGGAAAGCGGCCUUGCGCCGCGCUGCGCUGCGGGGCGUGGCUUGCUCCGGCUUUCCUGGCUCCUCGCAAAGGCUGCCCCGAGCCGCGUGUUGCCGGGAAGUCGCUUCCAGGGACUCUCCGGGAAGUCUGGGCUAGCGCUGCCCUUGGCCUGCCACGUGCGGUCGGCCGCCCGUGUCAUUGCCCCCGGGGGCGCCGUGCCUUUUCUCCUCUGGCGGCUUUUUUAA
This is a messenger RNA of Carlito syrichta (Philippine tarsier), 1849 nucleotides long. Its product is annotated as katanin p60 ATPase-containing subunit A-like 1. Lineage: Eukaryota; Metazoa; Chordata; Mammalia; Primates; Tarsiidae. The record is from RefSeq and is a predicted model, not a curated record. The coding region runs from base 167 to 1849 and encodes 560 amino acids. Gene Ontology annotation, biological process: microtubule severing. Gene Ontology annotation, cellular component: microtubule cytoskeleton. Gene Ontology annotation, molecular function: ATP binding; ATP hydrolysis activity. The transcript is spliced from 11 exons.